AUGUCUGCUGUCCUCUGCAUCUGUGGCCACUCAGUGCGGUGCCCUCAUGGAGGAGCUUCAACCGGCGAGUUUCAUCCAGCUGGUCAACUCCUUCGCGCUCGCCCCACUGCCAGCGUUGAGGUCUCUGCCCUUCACCCGACGGCCGUCUUCGGCGAUCGUGGGGGAAGUGAGGCUCCGUCGGCCCCUGGGGUGGACCUGGCCGCCCAUGGAGACGGUGAAGUCUGCAAUAAUGCUCUAGCGGCACUGACGAUGGGUGGUACGCCUGCCUUCGAGGUGGAGGUCUUCCGAGGGUCAUCAUUGGAUACGUCCCCAUUGGAGGUGGAAGGGGACAUUGAGAUCAUCAACUGGAGGGACACCAUGAGCUUCAGGCGCACGGUGGCUCGGAUACUCGAGGGGUCAGUACGGGGCGUGGCCGGAAGAGUUCUCCGACAUGGUAUUACUGGCGAUGAAGUUCUCGUGAGCUCCCAUAAGGAGGGGAUCCUGCUGGCUUAUCAAGUGCCUGGACCACACAUAGGGUUUACAGCGUAUGCUGAGGCUGCCUGGGGAGGGACCAGGGCCCAUCUGGACGUCCUUGAUGACCUACACACCCUACAGGAGAGGCUCAUGCAGUCGGGGGUUGAGGCCUCCAUAAGGGUUCGGGAUGUGAGGGUGAUGAGUGGGUUGGUGUAUAGGGCCAAGAGGGCCCUCUAUUCGUACUGCUCCCAUUUGGACCAUCGAGGGAAACUGUCGGUUGUGGCCCCGGUAUCGGUGGCGGAGGAGUGGGGGAGGGAGGAGGCUCAGAGUCAACCUCGGGAUAGAGGAAGGUUGGGGAGGGGCUCGAGGGGACCAAGAAGGGGAACGCCCAAAGGGCAUAAGAAGGGAGAGGAAGGUACUCUACCAGUUUCGAGAGCGAUGGCGGCCGCUGGUGAGGCCGGAGGGUCAGCUUGGGAUACGCUGUAUGGUGGCAGCGAUGGUGUGGUUGGGGAGGGGGUAGGACAGGAUGAGGGCUUCAGGGUGGCAGAGGGGCUGGCCGGAGGAGGAGCAGCAUCGGGGGAGGACGUGCUCGGACAUAUAGACAGCCCAGCCGGGGAGGAACUUGCUGAUACUGGUUACCACAUAUCAAAAGGGCCGGAGGGGAACAAUCGCAAGGGAGAGGACGGUCAUCCGGAGAUAGAGGACGGUCAUCCGGAGGUAGAGGACGGUCAUGCGGAGGUAGAGGACGGUCAUCCGGAGGGAGAGGACGGCCGCCCUGAGGUAGAGGACGGUCAUGCGGAGGGAGAGGACGGUCAUCCGGAGGGAGAGGACGGCCACCCUGAGGUAGAGGACGGUCAUGCGGAGGGAGAGGACGGUCAUCCGGAGGGAGAGGACGGUCCCCCUGAGGUAGAGGACGGUCAUGCGGAGGGAGAGGACGGUCAUCCGGAGGGAGAGGACGGCCACCCUGAGGUAGAGGACGGUCAUGCGGAGGGAGAGGACGGUCAUCCGGAGGGAGAGGACCGUCACCCUGAGGUAGACGACGGUCAUCCAGCGGAGGAAGAAAGCCAUCCAGAGGGGCAAGAGGGCCACCAUGAGAAAAUGGGUCUUCAUGAGGGUAAGAAGCGGCACCGCGUACAAAACGGUCCGCGCAGGUAUGUAGGGAAUCUCGAGCAAAUCGACAGAACUCUGUUGGGCCCAGUCGGGUCCAGUGACCUUCCUAGGUGGGAAGAUGUAGCCGAUGGUGCGGCCCAAUCGGACCCUGGUCAGUUAGAGGGGGGAGUACCGGAGAUGCCGGGUGAUGGAGUAGCUGACGACCUGGGCCAGACGGUGGAUGGUGUUCCCGAUGGCCUCUCAGAGUCAGGCCUGGCUGCUCCUACUAGCGAUUUCGGACCAGACUUCAAUGCUUACCAUUCUGAAGAGGUCAAGUCAGUUGAUCCUGCUGAGGACCUUGGACCAGGCUCGGACGCUGGCUAUCUUGAAGGGCCUAACCCGGUUAGUCCCACUGGGGGCUUCGGACCAGGCUUCGAACCAGAGAACAGGACCCCUGAGGAGUCGGUCGGAUCGGGAGCAGUCGAUGACUUCACAUAUCACUUUGACGAGGACACCAUGGAGGACGCAGCUCGGUUGCCAUCACCACGCUACCCUGUAGAUAGUGGAAAAGUUGUGCCAGAUGUUGGCCUGGGGUCGGUGGCCAACACUCCGUCAGUCUCCACUCAACCGACAAGGAGGCCGGGGAGGGGCCUGAGUAAGCCUCCUGCGAGGUCUAGGCAUGGCCAGGAUGAUUAUGAUGAUACUAUUGUGGAGGGGGUAGCGACUAAUGCCGCCACUCCGACGUCAAGAGAUGCUCUUACUAACCAGCCGGUGGGGGCGCCUCUGGCUACGGUAGAAAGGCCGCUCCCUCCGGGCCUCAUCCGAGUAGCGAGAGCUGAUGUCGAGGACCACCGUGUCACCGGGAGUGAGAUUGACCCGGUGGUUCGAGAGAGGGAACUCCACGAACCCGAUUUCGGCCCUGGCUUUGGAGUCGACAGUGGAGGCGAGGGUCAGGGGCUGCCUGAGCCGGUCCAAGGGGAGGAUGGGGUCAUUGAAGGUGUCGAUGAUGGUAGGGAUGGGGUGGCUGAGCCGGUCCAUGGAGAGGAUGGGGUCAUAGAGGGUGUCGAUGAUGGUAGGGAUGGGCUGCCUGAGCCGGUCCAUGGGGAGGAUGGGGUCAUUGAAGGUGUCGAUGAUGGUAGGGAUGGGGUGGCUGAGCCGGUCCAUGGAGAGGAUGGGGUCAUAGAGGGUGUCGAUGAUGGUAGGGAUGGGGUGCCUGAGCCGGUCCAUAGGGAGGAUGGAGUCAUUGAAAGUGUCGAUGAUGGUAGGGAUGGGCUGCCUGAGCCGGUCCAUGGGGAGGAUGGGGUCAUUGAAGGUGUCGAUGAUGGUAGGGAUGGGCUGCCUGAGCCGGUCCAUGGGGAGGAUGGGGUCAUUGAAGGUGUCGAUGAUGGUAGGGAUGGGCUGCCUGAGCCGGUCCAUGGGGAGGAUGGGGUCAUAGAGGGUGUCGAUGAUGGUAGGGAUGGGCUGCCUGAGCCGGUCCAUGGAGAGGAUGGGGUCAUUGAAGGUGUCGAUGAUGGUAGGGAUGGGGUGGCUGAGCCGGUUCGUGGGGAAGGCACCAGCGACAGGCUUCCGCACGGGAGGGGUAUCGAAGGAGUUACCGAGGACAUCUUUUUUAAGAUGGAGGGCCUUACGAGCUCUACUACUGGUCCUCAGCCCGAGAAGGUUGGCAACACUCUCGAGGGUGUUGCCGCGGCAGGCGGUAGAAUACGUCCCCCUCCAACAAUCGCACCGACCAAGCCAGGCCAUGGUCCUUCCAUCAGGCCCUACUACGACCCCCUCUUCCACCUUCACCCCUUCGCUCCCCGACUGGUCUACAGCAGCCCAGGGACGCAUCCUCCCGACUGGGUGGUCAUACCAGUGUCAUCAUCUAGGGAUGGGCUACCGAGGGUGGCUGCAGCCUUCCGCCGCGAGUUGGGAAGGUCCGGUAACAGCGCUGAUGGCUCUAGCAGCUCUCACCCAACACCGCCGAAGCAUGCCCAUGGGGAGACCAUAUACGAUGUAUCCGAGCCUCGAGAGCCCACACCCUCUGAUGGGGAGUUCGUAGUGGGCAUGAGAGGCUUCGCUCCUCCUGGUAAGGGUUGCCUUAGUAGGGUCAUGCAGUGGAUCGACAACUCUACCAUCGCUAAGUUGGAGGGGCUGCGUUCCUUGCUGGCAGAGCUGUAUUCGAUGGAGGCGCCGGUCCAUGACCAAGUAGCUUUCGGGGCCUUCGUGAGGAGAGGCCUGCUGGGCGAGGACCCUCACCUUACCACCUUCCAUAGGCUAUACCAAGGCAUCGAGCACCUUCGAGGGCGUAAGUGUGGCACCGAGGAAGCUACCAAUACUCAAUGUGGGGUCGUUGGUGACGAUGUCCGACCACUGGAAUGCCCUCAGCUUUUCCGGAAUGCUCCUGUCGAUGUAUACGUACUGUUGGAUGAGGACGGUGAUGGCCGGGUCAGCUUGUCGGAGUGGACGAGAUUUGGUAGAAUCGUGCGAGCUCCCGCGUUUGUCUUCACGGAAGAGUCUUUCGUGGCCUUUGCGACAAAGGAGGAUCCGCAGUACGUCUCUAUCAAGGAGGUGGACGACAUUUUCCGAGCCAUAGGCCAGGGAGAGCUGCUGACCUCCAUGGCUGAGCGUGAUGGUCACGUCCGUACGGUUAUGGACUCGCUGGCCCUGGAGAGCCGCUUCUCGCAGCUGGACAACUUUAGAAGCUUUGAGCUGUCCUUGGAAGAGGUCGGCUGGACGACCCUGUCGGGCAGAGGGUUGUUCUAUUAUCUUGACACCAACCGUGAUGGGUAUCUCUCUCGAUACGAGUGGCAGAGGAUGCUCAUCAUCAACAGGGCCCCGAUAGCUGUCAGGCGGCUCGCCCUUUGGCUCACUGAGGGCUUCGAGAGCGGCCCCUUCCCUUUACCCAAGGGCCCUUUCCUGGCUGCUACCCAUGCCAAGCUGGCUCGACUCCCACCGACGUAUGCACGUCUAGUGGAUAGGACUCUGGACUCAUUGGGGACGGGCCGACCAAGUGAUGCUGACUAUAGCAUCCUCAGAGCCAUAGGGGGAGGCACUGAGAUGGCCAACCUGGUGGCGUCGGAGGUCCUCUUGGGUUAUCGCAGGAGGCCUAGGCUCAGCUGGCAUCCAAUAGCCAGGGGUAGUGGUGCCGGCCUGAUGAGGACGCCUCUGGUAGAAGUAGCGGACGCGGCGGCUGAUGGUAUGGUGGAAGAGGGAGAGGCCGAGCAGGUCCUGCCGGAGGGGGGUCUUGGAGGGCCAGGAGGAGUCCCGGGAUCCUUUAUGGAGAUGGGGAGGUUGACGUCUGAGGCCCAUAUGAAGGUGGCGCGGUACUCGAUAGGGGCUCUUGCUUCGGGCCGGAGGGUCCCUUACGAGACCUUUCGAGACUUUGGAAGGAGUCUGAAGGCCCGAGAAGGGGCAUUCACUGAGGAGGUGUUCCAUCUGUUCGUUGGUGGGGAUGAGACUAGCAAUGAGAUCACCGUGGACGACUUCGAUCGGCUACACCUCAGCUCUAAAGAUAUGAGGAACCUUCGCCGAGUGUACCUUGUAUGUGACUCGCUCGCUAUCAUGGCCAAGUUCGAUGAGAUGGACAGGGAUGGAGACGGACAGCUGGGGAGAGGGGAGGUCCCUUUGGAGCCACAUCAGGCUUGGGUGUACGGAGUCCUGGAUCGAGAUGGCUCGGGUUGGGUGUCCCUAUCGGAGCUGCAGGUCCUGGCUGGUAUGCACCCUGACGCCGUCCCACCCAGUGCCCUAUGGCUCAGCAGGAGGGUCUCGGCUACAUCAUUGUGGACGGCAGAAGGGAUCAGGGAGAAAUUCCAGAGCCUGUCGCCUUACCAACAGUCGGAGGUUGGGCAGGUCCUCGAUGUCAACGGCGAUGGGUACCUAGACGACCACGAACUGUCAUUGCUACGUCUCUUCACCGAGGGAGAGCUCAUUGAGGCCCUCUUGCCACCGUUGCUCUAUGAGCCUGGUAGGGUUUCCCUUGAUUCAAUGUGGGAUAGGAGACGUUUCUUGGCGAACACUAGGAGGAUGCAAAGCAUGACCAAUGUCUUCACUGUGAAGGCAUUCGAGGCGCUAGCAGUUCCCUCGAGGGGUCCUGUGAGGGCGGCCGUCGAGGUGCCCGUGGAGGUUGUGAAGGGGUGGUUGUAUGCAGUGGGGAGAAGGCGGCUGAGGGAGCUAUUGAGAGUCUUCAGUAUGAUCAACGCUGAGGCUUUCUUCAAGAGUGCCGAUAUUGAUAAGGACGGGAGGGUCACUUUAGAGGAGCUGGAGAGGUUAUUUCCUCCCUUGAGGGGCAUGAAUGAGGUAUUGGAGGCCAUCGGGAGUGAGGGCCCUGACGGUACCACCUCCCUCGACUGGCCAAGUCUGCAACAGCUCAUCUACGCCUUCACGGCACCGCUACAGGUGGCCGUCUUUGCGUUGGACGUCGUGGCCAAGUCAAAAGGGUCGGACAUGCACGCUGUGGCGAGUCGGGUCCUACGGGGAAUAGGUCCCGAGGAGAAGGCAGCCGUACUGAACGUGUUCGAUGUGGACCGCGAUGGUGAGCUCGAUGAGGUGGAGGUCCCCUUGCUGGGUCUACUUGGACGAAGCGAGACCGUUGAGACCUUCAACGCCAUCCAGUACCAAGGCUUCAAGGUGGUCAUGGAGGCCUCACUCGAGGUCCCUGCGUCGGCACUAUUGGAGACGGACAGACCACAGCUGGAAGGGCCCGAGGGCUACGCGACUGUAUCGGGCUAUAGAGCAGAUGCUGAUGGGGACCAUCGGUUGUCUAUGAAGGAGAUGGAGGACUAUCGGGAUGUCAUAGGGGCCAGCCAUAAGGUGGUGUCUAAGGAGGUCAGUGUCUGGAUUGAGGGCUCCGCCAAGGAGAAGCCCUCGACGGUCGGGUUGGUCUACGGCUUGGUGGAGGCAUUGCAGCUACAUGCUAAGUUCGUGGAUAUGGACCGCGAUGGGGAUGAAGAACUCAGCAAGGAGGAACUCGUUGGGGUCGGCAUCAAGGCUGAGGAGGCGGCUUGGUUGAGGCACCUCCUUGGUACUGUCAACAGCUCUUCGAUAUCAGAGAGGGAGUGGAUGACGUUGGCGGGUACCUCCUAUGAGGCGGCUCCUGAUGCAGCUGUGUGGGUGGCGACCAAGCUACCCCAACGCGAUAAGAACUAUACGGUGGACUUGGCGAGAGUGAUGGUAGUGGCGUUACGACAGCUGGAUACUUUGACCAAGGACGAGGUGGAAGAUGCCCGGGACUUCAUUGACAUCGAUGGGGAUGGGAAGUUGUCAGCAUCAGAAUUCGGCUGUCUGAGGCUGCUAGGGGAUAUGCAUCACGUGGUGGAGUUGAUAUUGCCGCUUGAAGGGGCUCUAGAGGCCCCGCCUGUCGCGGAAGACUUGACUGAGGUAGCUUUCGAAGAGUUGGGGAGGAGGAUCAGGGGCGAUGAGAAGAUAUUCGGCGCGGAGGCUUUCGCGCUUCUGUCCGACCCUAGAAGGAAGCUCAUCCCGGUCCGGGUCCUCAGCAGGUGGAUGCAGCUCCGCAAUAGGAAGCACCUUCGGCCGGUGGCUGGGAUGUUCUCUGCAAUGAACAUGGACUCGCUGUUCUACAGCUUGGACCGGGAUAGGGAUGGGAGGUUGUCGAGGGAUGAGCUCAACUGGGAGGAAGAGGAUGCUCACUUGCUCAUGGAGGAGUUGACUCGAACUGGAUCCCAAGGAGACCGGGCUGGGCUAUCGAGGAAGAGUUUGCAGUACUGGGUUCUCGCCCAUUCGACCCCUCGAGAGGCGAAGCUCGACAUGAUUGGUCGAAGGAGCACCGCUGGCAAUUCGUCUGAGGAGGGGCUGAAGAGGCCUGAGGAGGGCGGGAAGGAGUGGCAUAAGCCGACAAAGAGAAGGAAAGGCGUGAAGGCCGACCAGGACCGCAACCAGUCGCGAGGCCUUGGAUAUGAAAAGCUUCUCUAUGGCGCGCCGGAGGGCGUCUCCCACCGGGACAAGUUCGGAGAGGCAUUGAGGCGCGGCUUUGAGGCGGACCUGAGCAUCUCUUCUGAUGGGUUACCUCAUCUGACCGUAUCGGCCUACGUAUCGGACAUAGAUGGCGAUGGAGUCCUCUCCCAUGCUGAGUUAAAUGUCAUGAGGGCCCAUAGUGGGUCCUAUAGGAGGCUGUUCCCAGUGGAGGUCCUGAAGCUGCUGGGAGAUAAUACUACUGGUACAGUGGACAUGCAGUACUUUGAAGCCCUCCAUCUGGCGACCAAACACUCAGCGAACCUUCCGUUGAUUUACCGAUUUGUCGAGGCUUUACUGUUGCAUGAUCGAUUCAUGCAGUUUGAUAAGGAUGGCGACAAUGAGCUCACCUUGGAGGAGGUCGAGAUUAAGGCUGAGGACGCGGACAAGAGAUGGUUCUUCGGAGUACUGGACUCUGACGGGUCUGGGAAACUGUCACGAACAGAGUGGCAAAGGCUCGCUGGUCGCAGCCAAGAUGCUACCCCUGCUGUCGUGAAGUGGAUGGCAACGAAUAAACUCCCGAGAAGGGAUGAUAGCGUUGAGAAGGAUACCGCUAUCGUCACUGUAAAGGUGAUGGGUGAGCUGGCCAAGUCGGGCAAGCAGGAUGUCGAUGAGCUUGUUCGGUUCCUAGAUGAGGAUGGCGAUGGCAAAGUGGCUCCUUCUGAAUUCGGCCUGAUUCGUCUGGCUUCGGAUCUCAUGCCCAUCAUGGAGGAGCUGAUACCCUACGGGCCGCUGGGCCAUGGUGUCGUCUCUGCCGAUCUCACGCGAGGCACAUUCCUUGAGCUUGACCAGACCCUCAAGGCUGGCAGAGGGAUUUUUGCUGACUCGAGCUUCGAUGAUUUGUCGGUGGAUGGCGCGAUCCCUUUGGAAGUGAUCACUCCAUGGACGAAAUUGAGAGCCUCUAGGUUACUCGGCCAGGCAGUGCAGCUCUUCGAUGCGGCUUCUCUCGCCUCGCUAUUCUAUCAUCUCGACACCGAUAGGAACGGCCUCCUGUCAGCAGAGGAGCUCGGCUGGGAUGAGACUUUCGAUGAGAUUGUUGACAUACUGUGGGAAGAUGAGGAGGAGGGAAGGCGGGGAGUGUCCCGUCAGGCGCUGCAGAAAUGGGCUUACAUCCGGACGGUCCCUUUAGAGACGCACUUCCUGUUAUUUGAGUCCUCAAUGCUUCGCGAUGGCUAUCUCAGCGACGGACUGUUACUUAGGCACCGCUCUCGGCUGGAGGUGUCCAGCGCUCCGGAAUUGAAGAUUCGGUUGAAGUCGCUGCUAAAAGGCGUGCCGGAAAAAGGCCAUGGGAAGAAGCAUCGCGACAGCGAAGAGACGACUGAGGGACUCGAGUUCUUCGACUUGGACGGCAGUGGUGAAAUCGAGGAGAGUGAGGCUGUUCUGGUACAGCUGCUACUUGGGCCCGAUGCCGGCAGGGCGAGUUUUGAGGAGGUCUUUACUGACCUGCUGAAGAAGGCCUUUGGAGCUGAUAGGGAUCUGGGAGGCGCUAUGGUGGAAUCUAUGUGGCACGAUUCCCUCUUCGAGAUAGGCUCGCCGCGGCCUGAGGAGUCCACUGAGGGUCUUGAUGCCGUCGCGGCAUUUCAUGAUAGGCGACCGAUGGCGGUGUUCCCGGAGACUAGGCUGACACGGAGGAGUUGGAUAGAGUUUGGACGCCAGCAGCUUGGGGCCGGUCGUACCUUUUCAGCCGAGGUCUUUGACUUAUUGCGAAGCUGCGUCGGUCAGGAGGGCCUAUCAUGGAGAGGUCUCGAGAGCUUAUAUCGGGUUCUCAAGGACGGCCGGGGGACGACUCGUCUUGUCAAACUCAUGCGUUCGAUUGGGUUGGAAGCGAGAUUCACUGAGCUGGACGUUGACCGGGACGGAUGGCUGUCGCGGGGCGACAUGGGAUGUGCCUCGGAGAGUUCUACUGUUGAGACCGCUACCGGCACUUCGAGCAUCUGCUUGGCCUAUGAGAGGCUCAUGUCGUUGGUCCCGUCGGAGGCUCUUGGACGAGGGGAGUGGCAGGUCUUGGCCCUGAUCGACCCAGAGACGCUACCGCCAGCGGCCUCACUGUUCGUCUCUAAAUUGGCUCGGCGCUAUGAUGGGUCUGGCGAUCCUCUUGCUGGUUAUGAAGAGGUCCUCCGGGGCUUCCCUGAUGCUGUACGUGUCUCCAUUAAAGACUUCAUCACUUCUACCGAUGUCGAGUUGACCAUGACCAUCAUGCGCUUGGCUGUUGCGCGGGACGGACUGCUCCCGCUGGUCAGCAGUGAGGGAGAUGCAAUUGUCGAAGCGGUCGGCCUGAUGGAUGCAAAUACUGAUGGCCACAUAGACGCCCAUGAGUUUAUCGAUUACGGCAUGGCCGUGCACAGCCCUGACGGGGUCUUUUCAAUGGAGACCUUCGACUCUCUCCUUGACAUUGGUGCUGAUACCAUACCGGUGGAGGCUCUCGUGGUGUUCAGUCGACUUUGCGGCUGCGGAAGCGACUUGAUUUCCCUCGUUGGGGCGGCCUUCAGUGCCGUCAAUAUGAAAGCGCGGUUCCAGAUGUUGGACACUGACCAUGAUGGUGUCCUCUCUCGGGUCGAGCUUGUCGGUGCAGGAGGGACUGUCGGCCGCAGAGCUCUCAAGUUGCUCUCGCUUAUCGAUAUGGACAGCAGUGGGAGCAUCUCUCUCAAGGAGUGGCAGCAUUGGUCACGGCUGGAAGCGGCAGCACCGAUAGAACUCCGGCAAGUAGCCCUCUUGGUGGAAUCCAGAGCGUCCCAUGGGGCGUCGACGUGGACCUUUGAUGGGCUCACCGGGGAGGCUCGAGUCCUCGCUGGAGAAUAUCUGGACUAUAAUGGCGAUGGCAUGGUGUCGGCGCGGGAGUUGGGCAUGCUAGGGCUGCUGGGUGGUGAGGACUGGACCCGAAAGGUGUGGUAUGAGCAGCUCUAUCAUGGGUUCGAGGCCGCUCUUGGAGCCUCGUUAAGCCCGGCAAUGUCGUUGUUACAAACCGAGCAUAAGACAAUAGAUGACGCAGCAGACAAACCUGAACGGGGAAUGGACCUGAAGAGGUUUCGAGAAUACCUGGGUGUUACAUCUCCGAGCUCACACAAUGCUGCAGUGGCAGCAUUCGCCUACCUCGAUACCGAUGCUGAUGGGAGAAUCAAUGCUGAUGAAGGUUUGCGUGUCGAAGGGGUCAGAAAGUACCUCAGUGACUAUGGCUUUAUUCGUCUGGUCUCGGACACCAUAGCCGUAUGGACUCAGGAGGUGUGUUUGGAAUUAUCUCUUUGGUCCGGUCUAGGAGCCCAUUUGGUGUCUUCCCUCAAGGUUACUCAAGGGUCUUCGACCGAUACUGUUUCUCUAGUGCGACUCGCUGCUCACGGCGACGCUGACCAAUGCAGCGCUCGUCAGCUCAGUGCUGAGCUCUAUGAGUCCUACAACAUUCACAUCCCCGAGGGCUUGGUCGAGAUUCCUUGGCAGUUGUGGCGACUGGUCGUCUGGAGGCACUUGACGAGCGAGUUCGUCGAGGGCGGAGAUGAGAUGAGCUCAUGGCAGUCACUGCAUAUCGAUUGA
This is a messenger RNA of Perkinsus marinus ATCC 50983, 11016 nucleotides long. RefSeq lists its product as hypothetical. The transcript is spliced from 65 exons. Gene Ontology annotation, molecular function: calcium ion binding. The record is from RefSeq and is a predicted model, not a curated record. Lineage: Eukaryota; Perkinsozoa; Perkinsida; Perkinsidae. The coding region runs from base 1 to 11016 and encodes 3671 amino acids.